This is a messenger RNA of Peromyscus eremicus (cactus mouse), 1055 nucleotides long. It is a transcript of the gene Mims2, whose product is annotated as family with sequence similarity 210 member B. The record is from RefSeq and is a predicted model, not a curated record. The transcript is spliced from 3 exons. NCBI's taxonomy places the organism in Eukaryota, Metazoa, Chordata, Mammalia, Rodentia, Cricetidae. Bases 43 to 615 code for a protein of 190 amino acids. Gene Ontology annotation, cellular component: mitochondrion.
GUUCCCGAGUGGGCAGCACCGGAGCGGCGCUCGCGGCGCGCCAUGGCUGGGCUGCUGGCACUACUUGGCCCGGCGGGAAGAGUGGGCGCCCGGCUACGGCCCCAGGCCCCUUGGCUCCUGGGAGUCGCCACCCCCUGCGCUCCACCGCUCUGGGCCUUGGCCUUGUCCCGCCCGGGACCGGACGCCCGGCUGCUGCACACGGCCCGCAGGGACUGCCUUAGCCGCCAGGAGCCCAGCAGAAUCCCGGAGCCCGGAAGCAGUGCCAGCAGCCCAGAGAAAAAGCUAAGCAGAUCACAGCAGCUGAAGAAGGUUUUCCAAGAAUAUGGGGCUGUGGGUGUGUCGCUGCACAUUGGGAUCUCGCUGGUCUCCUUGGGGAUAUUUUACACAGUUGUUUCCAGUGGCAUAGACAUGUCGGCAAUCCUGCUUAAGCUUGGCUUUAAAGAGUCGCUGGUGCAAUCCAAAAUGGCAGCCGGCACCAGCACAUUCGUGGUGGCCUAUGCCAUCCACAAGCUGUUUGCGCCUGUGAGGAUCAGCGUCACCCUGGUCUCUGUACCCUUCAUCGUUAGAUACUUCCGCAGGGUGGGAUUCUUUAAACCUCCAGCCACCAAGCCGUGAUGAAGCCAGUUUCUUCUGAACUACAGGAUUUGGGUUGGUUUCAGGGUGGGAUUUUUUGGGGCGGGGAGGGGCGCUGGGGCUAAUUGCUGUGUUCCUUGUGGGUUGAUUUUACCUUUGCUAGCAGAAACCAGGUGUUUUAAUUUACUUUUUUUUUUUAAUGCUGUUUCUCAAGGAGCCAUGUAUGUGACUUAAAAUGUCACCAGGGGUUCAAAAUGAGUUGACAGCCAGGAGUGGUGGUACAGGCCAGUAAAGCCAGCCACUGAGGAGGCUGAGGCAGGAGGAUCUCCAAUUCAAACAAUGAAGAGAGGGCUGAGGGCACCGGCAGUAGAGCCCUCACCUGGCACACAAAGGGCCUAAAUUCAAUCCCAGUAAAAAAUGAGACUGCCUACAAAAUGCUCCUUCUAGAUCAUUAGGCUGGAGUCCUGUCUGCAGCGCCCCAC